Messenger RNA from Patella vulgata (common limpet), 2593 nucleotides. RefSeq names its product protein SGT1 homolog. Gene Ontology annotation, biological process: protein stabilization. The transcript has 7 exons. The coding region runs from base 197 to 826 and encodes 209 amino acids. The record is from RefSeq and is a predicted model, not a curated record. Gene Ontology annotation, molecular function: protein-folding chaperone binding. NCBI's taxonomy places the organism in Eukaryota, Metazoa, Mollusca, Gastropoda, Patellidae.
GAGUAACUCUAAAUGAAACAAAUCUGAAAACGCAGAAGACUCGAAAACCACAACAAACAAACAAACAAAAUUGAAACUGCAGACAACACGUAGUGCAUUGGCUCGACUUUCAGUUCAAUUCACCAAACAGUGAUAGAUCUAAUCUGAAGUUAUAGUUUACAGAAGCAGACAAGUCUGACAUAGGUGAAAUUUAAAAAUGGCAGCUGCUGAAAGUAAUCCUGAUCCUGUUCCAAUGCCAGCAGGACCAAAGACAAGAUAUGACUGGUAUCAGACCCAUACUCAUGUUGUUGUUACUAUUUUAAUCAAGAAUGUUCAACAAGAAGAUGCACAGAUUAAUAUUUCUGAGAGAAAUUUAAGUGUAACGAUAAAAUUACCAACUGGGAGUGACUAUAAUUUAGACUUGGAUCUGGCCCAUGUCAUCGCACCAGAACAAAGCAGCUAUAAAAUUAUGUCUACAAAGAUUGAAAUUAAAUUAAAGAAAGGAGAAGGUUUACAGUGGACUAAAUUAGAGGGUGAUGGAAAGGAAGAUGAUAAUAUUAAACAAUUUACGCCACCAACUUAUCCAACAUCUGGUAAGAAAAAAGAUUGGGACAAGAUAUCUAAAGAGGUAGCAGAAGAAGAGAAAAAUGAAAAACCAGAAGGAGAUGCAGCAUUAAAUUCCCUUUUCCAACAAAUUUAUGCUGAUGGAACUGAUGAAGUUAAAAAAGCCAUGAUGAAAUCUUUUAGUGAAUCUGGCGGAACUGUUCUCAGCACAAACUGGUCAGAAAUCGGCAAUAAAAAAACUGAAGUCAAACCGCCUGAUGGUAUGGAAUAUAGAAAAUGGUGAAGAAACAAAUAGAAAUUGAGAAAAAAGUUUUAAUCAUAAAAAUGUGACAAAAGACGCAAUGAGUUUGUGAGAAUUGUUGGUGCAUCCAGAAUUUAUUAACGUUUAUUACACCAGAUUGAUCAGACCGAGUAAAAGUUUAUUAAUUGGAUUGUUUAUUAUUCAAAUUGUAUCAACUGUGGCAAUAGAGUUAUUUCCCUAAGACCUGUGUUUCAGAUAAAAAGGGGAAUAAUUCUAUUUAAACAGUUCCACCAUCUUGAUUCUGCAUGGAUAUGUAAAGAAUCUGAUAAUUCACUCGGCAAACCUCGGCAGAUUCCGUUACUCUACAUCUAGCCUCGGCUGUAUGACGGUAAGUGAUAUGUACCUACGCCUAUACAAUUGCGAUGCGGCACCGGUUUACUUAUUAGGGAAAAUCUUUUAGAAAGAAGUUAUCAAAAUUGCGGCGUUCGAAGCGUGUGUAGAAUUUGAAUUUUCAGUGCAAAGUUGUCCUUGUUUGAAGAAAAUCGGAUAAACUUCAGACUUUGAAAUAUUUGUAUGAUAAAACAUUCUUUAAAGGCGCUGUCAUGGGCAACGCCGUUGGUAAUCCAGGAACUUUAAAGUAGUUCCAAUGGCUGACUUCGUCAUACAGCCAAGGCUAGAUGUAGGGUACUGGAAUCUGCUGAGGUUUGCCGAGUGUCUGAUAAUUAAGACCUAUGUUUCAGUUAAAAAGGGGAAUAAUUCUAUUUAAACAGAUUCUGUAGUUAAGAUAGUUGAAUUUAAUUGCCAUAUGAAUAUUAUACCAAUACUGCUGCUUGACAUCAUCAUAAUCAGAUAAAGAUAUGUUAUACACUUGGUCACUGCUAUAACAGGGGUUUUAAACCUUUUUACCCUGAGGUGCUAGCACUAUAUGCUUCUCAUCUUCUUCUAUUCUUCUUCUCAUUUUGUGGCCAGUUUAUUUGUCACCAGAAUCUACUUUGCAUGCCCACAACUUGUCAAAGCACACUGGAGGUUGUUCUAGAUAUAGUCAAAUUUGUUCAAUAAAUGGACCCCUCAGAACAUUAUGCAAAUCUCUGAGGACUUUACAUGUAUCUGCAUUUUUUCUGUUCUGUCUGAUUUCAUGCAUGCCUUAAAUUAUUACCAUACAAUAAAAUCAUCUGUUCCUACUCUUUAUUUUUAUCUGAAGAACAGAACUGAAUGUGGAAGCAGCUAGGUGGCAUGUAACAAAUGUGUGACUGAAUACUGAAUUUUUCACGGGCCCACUUUCUCCUUGGAUCAACCGCAAAUUUUUUAAAAGUGUGCUAAUAGGUCUGUGGACUCUAGGUUGGACAUGUUUAAUAUAUGAUGGGAGUCAGAAGAAGCCUCCUCUGAUAGUGUGAAAAGUGUGUGUGUGAAAUAGCUUUAUUUAAGGUCCGCUUCCACAGACGUGAUAUCGCAGACAAAUGUUAAUAGCCUCCCCUGGUAGUGUUAUAGUGAACCCUUGUCUAUAACAUAUAACUUUAUUGCUGGUAUUUGUGUAUUAAUCAACCAAAUCAUUCAAAAAUUUAUUGUUUUAAUUAAAAAUAGAUAUGGACUAUUGUAAAAACGUUUUCAUUUGUGUUUUAAAAUGUCUCAGUUGUUUAUCUCUGUUAUUAAAGGAAUUGAUAUCAACUGGUAGACAACUGAGCCAUUUCUAUUAUUGAAAUAAAAAUGUUAUUGCCCCAGACAACCCCAAUAUCAUUCAUUUCCCUUUAAGUGUUUGUUUGUAUUUUCAAUGAAAAAAUGUAGAAAUAAAUAUCAUUAUUUAUCAUAUUA